AUGAGCGUGAAACUACAUAAUAUGAUGAGAAACUUAAGCAGCAUGCUCCUAGAAGGCGUAUUUACGGGAACGAAAUCGAAACUGGGAAUGGCUCAGUAUACAGGCACAAGGAAAGAGUCACGUCAGCCCACACCAGGGAUCGAAGGUGCAACUCAAUGCCGACCCCGAUUUGAAGUAAAAUCAGUUCUAGUGAGUCGGACAAAAUCACGCCAAUGCGUGGCUGUAAGUGCAGCGAUAAACAAUUCAUCAGCAAGUCGUUCGAUUGCCCCACAGAAGGCCGGGGCCCCACAGAUCACUGAAGAUCCAACCCAUUCUCUCGUCAGCCCCUCGGGGGAGAUGGGGGCCCCCAGUAGUUCCAGCUUGUCGAGGGAUAAUGAGGGACCUUCGCCUCCGCGAAGCGUUACCCCUGUGUCAUCGUCUAGAGAGCAGAAGUCUGGCUCCGCAGGUAAUGAUCUGCGUAAGACUGUGAGAGCCCCAAGUAGCGAGAAAGACUCUCCCGUCUCUGCCUUUGCUACCUCAGCUGAACCCCGUAGCGGCGGGGGCAGCAAGGUACGAGAUGCAUCAAGUGGAAAGUAUGUGUUCCAAACCUUUCGCCAACAGCUGCAGGUGCAGCUACAACAGGGACAGUCAGGACCUCAAAACCUGACUACCCUGGAUGUUAUAGAUCUUUCCACAACCGCAAAACGACGGACAUGGAAACGACUGAGGGAAGGAGCAGAUGAACAUGAAGUCGAGCAGCAUCGUAAACGCAUUGAGCAAGAAGAGAGCGAUUUCUCGCGCCUUGUGGAACACAUUUUGCAAGGUGUUGAGGCCCGAGGCCCUGCUCAUCACUUGCUAGUGCAGCUAAAAGACAUUGCCACGUCGCUGCCACUGUUAAUUCUCCAGCAGAAAGAGGUCAUGCAGAUUUUGCUGGACCAUCUAAGAAGUCAGGACACCUAUAGUGUUGUGUUACAGCUGCUACCAGCACUUGCGAAGGACUUGCGUCAGGAAUUCCUCGUGUACCUGGAGGUUUGCGUAGGGGCGCUGCAUCUCCUCAUCUUCGACUUGGAAGACCAAAACGAUGCCGAAGGAGUUCAGCAGCUCUUUCAGUGCCUCACGCAGAUACUAAGGUAUCUGCACAAAUACCUAAUUGCCAAUAUGGAGGACUUCUUGGAGAUCAUGGUGCCACUUUUAUUGCACAGCCCUCCACCCGGGACAACACAGAAACGCAAAAGGCCAAUUACAAAUAAAGGGAAGCACCCUCAGCAACACCAGCAGCCAACUGACUCUGCUUCAGGAAACAAGAAACAGGACGAACGACAGCGCCCGCGCAAACGCAGGAUAAAGGCAGCGCGACUGAGAAAUGCCUGCCCACGGAAAAACUCCUGCUACGAGCAGCAACGUGAGCCGACCGAUGUCAAAGUCUCAGCGAGCUCUCUGUUGGCCGCUCAAGUUGUUGCGACGGUACUUCGCAGGGCAGCAAGAGAUGAAGAAUCCUUCUAUGACUGUGUCGCCUCCAUUACUAACUACUUUCCAGUGGUGCCCUCUCAGUGGCUCCCGGUUUUUUCUGUCGCCGCCUCACGCAUUUUCUUUGAAUGUAUUCGGGGAUCGGACACGGCAUUCACAAAUAAUUUCGAGGGGCUUUCAUGCUUUCUGGUUGCUAAUAUUCUUUUACGAGAGCGCUUCACUCUUCCGGUUUCUGGGGCAACGUACGAGCCCCCGAAGUUGGAGAUUCCUUCCUCCCUAGAUCAAAACAGUUGCCGUGCUGGCAGCAAAUCUAGCAGCUCUUGCACUUUGCGUGCCAAUAGUGACUCCAGCAACGGCAGCCUCACCUGCUCCAAGGCCUGCGGCAGGCAGGUGUAUAUGGCGCAUGUUGAAUGCGUUCGGAGGUACCUCCAUGAAGCACGACUACACGCAUCAUCAACGGAGAGCCCGGCAGCAUUGGCUCUACAGAGAGUAACACUUCGCCUGUUUGCCGCAGCAACGCAUGCUGCGCUGAACGAUCCGAUGCUUUUGAAGAGAGGCCAGCAGCAUACUCAGGGUGAAGAGGGGAGGACGCAGCACGCUAACGAGAAAGAAUUGCAAUGCCUGUUUUUGUCUUCAUUCUCACCGUUUUUCACCUUUUACCCGCUACUCCCACUGACGUCGUUUCGGUACUUCUUGGGUAGCGAUCAGCCGUUUACGUGCAAAUCAACAGAAGACAUGCCUUGCAGCCGUUGCUGUCUCCCCCCUCCUCCCCUGGUGGGCUCCUGCGCUAUGGCUGAUGCUGCUGCCUCCUGGUUCGCACCUGCGCAGAGAAGUUCAGGUAGCUUUGAUGAUUACAUUCAAAGAUUGAUUAGUACUCUUCUGCCAUUUUGUGUGGCUCCGUCUAGAGGCCACGAAGUCACGAAGGUACCGCCUGCAGCCGUCCAUGUAAAAGACGCAGUGCAGCAGCAGUCGCCGGCGAUUCCACCAGUGCUGCAGCCGCUCCUGUGGGACUUCUCAAAUGUGAACUGGACAGCGGCCGCGGCAGUCGCUGUUAUUGUUCCAUGCUGCUUGUUGCGACUAAUUGUCUUUGCAUGGAGAGCUGUCGCUGUCAGCUACACCAAAGCAGUUUCUGUAGAAGGCAACCCGCUGCAGCACCUAAUGCAUGCCUUGUUAGCUGUGCAGAGCUAUCAUCAGCAACUAUUGCGGAAGGUUGAGUCGAAUGAAGUGGAGAUGGCAUGGCGAAGGUAUUUUUUGCUUGAGCGAGUGUUGGAGGUAUUUCUCUGCAGUUUGCGAACACUGCUUCUUGCGCCUAGCCCGGUUGCUGGGUUUUCAUCUCUGUGCCUGCGCCAGGCAGUCGAAUUUGUUGCAAGUCAGCCAAUGGCAUUACCGGAUAGUUCAUUUCGGGAAAGUGAGAGUUUUCGCUGGGUAGUGUCGCGGAAUUCUCCGGCGCAGAAAAUGCACAGGCAGCUCGUGCUUGGCAAUAUCUCCUCCUGGAGAUGGGCAGCAUACAGUGACUUACUAGCGAUUCUGUUGAAGACCUAUGGAAGGGAUGGUAUAUUAGUGGGAACCAGCAACACUGCCUCCUUCAUUCGACUCUUACUACCGCUUUACCUGGAGAGCUGCCUGAGGGGAACUUGUACAGAAUUGCACCGUGUGGAGAAAUCAUUGAGACAUUGCCUUGAUACUGCUCGAGAUGAAAUGGAGAAGGCUGGGGCUUUCGCUGAGCUGGAAGUGGGAUUGGCUAGUGCGCUUAUGAGCCUUCAGUGGUUGUGGGCGCUACGAAAAGUCAUUUUCGGUAAACAGGGUUUCGAGGUGAUGGAGCCUACAGUGCGCAUAAAGCUAACAAGUGAAGCACAAGCUGCCGCAGUGCAACUUCAGCACCAACAGCAGAGGCUCCUGUGUCUGCUGGUUGAGGCCAUCCACGGUGGACAAGAAAUGAACAAGCCUCGCAAUGGUCUGCUUCUUUUAUUCAGCCGCAGUUUCCUUACCUUCCUGGCGCUGCCGCAGCUCGUGAAAUGCGGAGAUGGUAACGACCACCUCAGUUGCCCGAGCCCUCCAGAUUGCUUGAUAGAGAUAUGCUCAGAGCGCCUCAGCAAGGCAGCUGCUGUAUGCAGUACCAGCACCUGUGAGUGCAUCGGCAUGGCCUGCGGCUGUAUUGGUCCCAAAGGCUCUUCAUUCCAAACAUCGCUGUCUGCAGCAGAAUUUGAAGGAGCGCGCCGAUACCUUUUGUUUCAAGACUUAGGCUUUGCUUUGGGGACGGAGGCGUCAGUGUGCCAAACUGCCAUGUGUGAUCGGAGUCCUGAAGAGCGCUGGGUAGAAUGCGUACUUGCUUUUAUGUUGUCUUCGCACAUCGCCUCGGCAUCCACUUCUCGCUGCUCUAAGAGGGGUCCUGUUCAAGAUUCUGCGGCUCAAGCAAGCCCCGCGUUUGUCAAGAGCCUUUGCUUGGCCUUAAGGCUAAUUAACAGUAGCAUUUCUUCCAAUAUAAAAGGCGCUCAACAGCACAAGAGCCGUUUGCACAAGAACUGUUUGCAGGAUUUGUGUCUAAUGGCGAUCAAGGUAUUGCUACCGAACCUCUCAUCUGGGUCACGUCGCCUUCGUCUGUGGUCGUUGCGCUUCAUUUGUAGCUGCGACACAACUCUACUUUUGUCAUGCGGAAGACAGAAAGCAUUUGCGUCAACCAGUUGCCCAAUACCUUCCGUUGUAUUUGCUUCCGAGAAAACGAACCUGCUCAUAAUCAGCCUCUUACGGAAGUUGGAGCUCCUGGAAAAGCUUCAAGUGGACAUAGAGACGGAACGUCAGAAGAUCCAGUUGAUCCACUCCUCUGCAAAGGAGAUUUGUCUGAUUCAGGAAACCCUAGCUGCGGAGGAGACAAAGGUGGCUACAGACGGACGUCCGGAUUGUAGUGGCUUGGUGCUCUUGCUCCAGGUGGCGUACCGCGUGCUGCUAGCAGGGCUAUCGGUCAAGUUCGCAACUGUGUGGCCGGAGGUUGUGGAAGCUGUGACUAGUUGCAUCGAGGCUUUCCAUGACUUUACUGCUCCCGGAUGUGCUAAAAGAUACGAUGGAUAUUUAGGGGGAUCAUCCCGUGACGCGAAAGUCCAAAGUACUCUCUGCCCUGAGCAGCAACAGCGGAAUGAAGCUUUGACUUUUUUGUGGAGGCUCGUCGUGUUGGAGACGCAUAGAGCUCUCGAGCAGCUGAACGGUGCGCAGAAAGAGGAAUGCCGCUUCUGUCCGAUGCUUGCAGAGCCGUACAACUCAGCGAAUUCUAGUUGCAGCACCUGCGAAGAAUGUGUGAAGACAGCCUGGGGGAAAGCCAGUGAAAAAGAAAUCGUCAGUGAGGAAACGGCACCCCUAGAAAGGCAUUCGCACUUGCUGAGGAUUUUGCAGCACUUUGGCGCUCGUUGGGGUGCUAGUGCAUUUACACGGACAAAAAAGCAGCAGCAGGAGCAUGCCGCUACGGAUGAGGAUAUGCUGCAGGAAACAAAUAAAUCACGGGAAAUUAGUGCUCUUACCGCAGCAGCAUGGAGACGCAACUUCGCCCUGAAUUCCCUCCGUUUCCUCCUUAUCUACGGGCAGCAGCUUUCUGCCCAGCUUACUUCUUCAUCUACAGGCUUCGUGGAUGUAGAGGACGUUGAUGGUGAGGGCGGGGCAGUUGCUUGCGGCGGGCUUCAAGAGGCCAAAGCUCCUGUAGGCACGAAUGAGAUUUGCAGUGCUCGCUCCUACAAACAAGGGUAUUGGGGGCAGUGCAGUUGCAUCUCGCUGCGUUCCACAGCUAGCUUAGUCCCCCGAGCACAGGAUGUGCUUCGAGCCAUUUUGGCUCAUGGGGAGAUACACGCCCCGGGUGUUGGUCAACGCUUGCUUGGCGCUCCCUAUGAAGACCAUUUGGAGAAGAACGACAGGGCCAAGGAGGUCAAAGAGCUUUGGUAUCAAUUUUUAGAGAGCUGCACCCAGCGCCUCGUCGGUGUGAAAGACUCUUCCUUGCAAGCUCUUGUCCUUCAGACAUUGAUGCUCUGUAGAGAGCUCCAGCAGGUGGUAAGGCCAUAUUUUCCAGUGCUAGAAGAGGCCCUGAAAACUAAGGGAGGAGCCCCGUCGGGCCUAUUGCGGCUUGUCCUAGGAAAGGCAGAGGCGGAGCAUCACCUGUUGCAACCUUCCGCAGAAACCAAAGAAAAUGUCGUGCUACUUAACGAGCACCGUAGUUUUAUGCUUCCACUAAUCGUUCGCUUACUUAUCAGCAAGAUACAAACGAGAAUGGGAAGGUCCCCAGGAAUUGUACUGGCAAAUCGACGCAGGAUUUUUGGCUUGCUUAGCAGUCUUGAAGAAUCAGAAAUAACAAUGGUUCUGGCAGUCCUGACUUUGCGGCUGGUACAGCUUACGCCACGCGUCGCGCCGGCCCCUUCGGACGAGCUAGCUCAAGACUCGCAGACUGUGGCGCCUUUGGAGGGCAUGGAGAAAGAACGCUUUCUAGCGGCUUUUAUCCGCUGGCAGUACCAAAAAGCUGUUUUGUGUCGAGGAGAUGCAUCCCGUGCGGCUGCUGAGAACGACAGCAUCUCGAAGGAGCCUCCAGUGCACAUAACGCUCUCAGGCCAACUUUUUCGGUCUUCCUCUUCUACCCAGUUACAUGGGUUGCUGAAGUCCUUGCAGCACCUUGUACAGAUGCAGCAACAUACGUUGAGACCGGCAGCACCGUUCUUGGUAUUUCUCUUUGCAACAAUUUUGCAGCAGCUUGUCCCCACAAAAUUGGGGGAGUGCCUUACAUCCGAAGAGCUACAUGAGGUAGCAGGGCAAGACGCUGCUGAUUCUGGCACCGACGAAGAACAGGAUACAGAAAUUCUCUCAAAAGCAAUCAGGCAAAAGACUGAAAAAGUUGUGCAGAACGUUGCAUCAGAUUCGGAGGACGAUCAGGAGGAUCUGACAGCUGCAGUAAAUGUGCGCCACAGGAAACAUUGCAUCAGAAUAGCGAUUGAUUCAUUGCAUUGGCUGAUAUCGUCCUUUUCAGACUUCAUCGACUCUUGGAAAGUACUGUUGGCUCCCGCAGCCCCCAGCUUGCAGCUUCUGCUCUCUACUGCGGUCGAAACAGGAGCAGCUGGCCAUUUGGGGGAACCCAAGAGGAGUGGGAGUUGUCCUGCUAUAGUGCGAUUUGUCGCUUCUUGGGCAACGAAUGCAGAUUUCUUCAUUUUGUACGAGGAGGUACUUCCAAAUGCUCUACCGGUUCUUUUAGGGGCCAUAGGUUCUGGAUCUUUGCUGAAGUUUUUGCAGCGUAGCAGGCAAAGUACAACUCCUUUGCUGGAAGCUGCUAUUGAGACAGCUUUGCUUCUCUCAUUUGGAGGUCGCACGAAAGAGCAGCAUGAAGAGGAGCUGCGGCUUUCUCUGCGGCAGAUUAACGCCAUGAAGCACGUGAACCAGAGGAGACGCCACCGCAACAGCUACGAAUCUUCUUCGUCCGACGAAAGUGACGGAGAUGAACAGGAAUCAAAACACGAAUUUGUAGACAAUGACAAAGCUAUAUCUCUCAAGAGAUUCGAAGAGGCCUACGAGACCAUGAAGCGACAGCACGAGCUCCAGCAGCAACGGGGCAUUCAAAUACUGCUGCCACACAUGGGCAUUUUGUUGCACUCAAUGGAGCUGCUACUUAACGCGCGACGAGAUGCAGGCAUUCUGACAAAAAGUGGAGAUGCACACUCAGCAACUCUGGCAGAUCGUGCUUCUGAGGGUGGAAAGGCAGCGGAUGCCAAUGACAGUGCUCAGGCGUUCCUGCAUCGUAGAAAAAGAGCGCAGCUUGUGGGUUUCAAGGAGCUGCAGCUGCUGACCCGUCUUGCAGCAUAUGCUUGUGCAGAUAAGGACUCUUUCAAGGAACUACCAAAAGCCCAGAACGAGCUCGCUCAUCAUUCUGAGACGGGUUCUAUCCCAACGGCAGCAAAACUGAUUCGUCUGUUGCUUCUCUCCUUGCCUUUGCGAGUGCGUUCUGGUGGGGCAGCAGCACGCCAGCAGCUGACGCUUGUUGCAAUACAGGGACUAUUGCCUGCAUUGGCUAGUUGGCGGCGGACGCUGGGAUCUAGCAAUGACUCAUAUGAAAGGUCUUCUGAAAUGCGCAGGCUCCUUCGUGGGCUGUAUGCGUCGUGUUGCAGUCUUCUAGAGGCUGCAGAAGAUUUGCAGUGCCGCGCUGAGGCCUCCAAGCUUUUGCUGGCGACCGAGCUCGCUGCAUGCGGCUGCGUGCUGAAGGAGCAAUUCCUCUCGGAGCAGGUUCGAGGAUUUGCACUGAAGGAAAUCAGUGCUUGCUGGGAUGCAGAGGGGACAGGCAAUCUUGAGGCUUCACCGGUUUCCUGGCUAGCACCGGGAGGGCCUCUGAAUAAAUGCCUUUUGGAUAAUGCUCUGCCAUCUCUUCUCGUAGACAGAAUUGAGCCUGCUUCUGCUAUUUUAGCGGGGAGCAGCGAACUCGCAGCAGCAUGGCGAAUUUGUGUGGGGCUUGUGAUGGUGUGCGCAAACUUUUUGAAAACGGGAAGCCGUAGCCCUCCAGAAGAGCAGCGACCCGACGUCGACAUGCAGGUUUCGGUGCUCUUGGCAUUGGUAGAGAAUCACCUCGAUCCCCCUGCCCUCGCACAAGGCACCAAGGACAGUGCAGCGGAGACUCAGACGAGCGACUCACAGGCUCAUGUACAAAUAGCUGGUGGUGAAGAAAAGGGGAACAUAAGGAAGCUUUCAGAAGAUGCUGUGAAACAAAAUGAGGCAAGAAUAACACGGCGAGAAAAGUGUCUGCAGGAAGACAAUGGCAUAGGAAGGGGGCAGGCAAGGGGAGGCCAAGCGUGUGAUGUGGGGCGACUGAACCUUCACGCAUCUGCAUUCGAGCCGGUGGUUCGCCACGUACUGUAUCUUCUUUCAGAGUGCUCGGACGACAUUACGCUACAGCACGUUGCGCUUGCUAUCAUCCGAAAGGCUGCGGUUUCCCUUGGCGCAGCUGCGUCUGCAGCAGCGACGCGGCGAACUGUCGUUCAAUUUUCAGGGUCUCAGCACCAAAAUGAGGCACAAGGGGCUGCGGAGUCUGAUUGGGCAUUUGCCGUUGAGAUGCAGCGGCACAUUAUGAAGUCCAUCAUUCCUCAUCUUCACCGGCUUUUACGUAGUAUGAAGGAACAGUGUCAACAGAUGGCCCUGAGGGCAUUUGAUGCACUUGUGAGGACGCUGGGGCCGGCAGGUCCCUUGCUGCCCCCUCCUCAGGCUGCUGUAGCAGAUGAUGACGAGUCGAUAUCUGCAUUGUUUAUUUCAGAGUCAGACGAGAAACAAAGAAAUAUGCGACUGCAUCUAGACUUGUACCCACUACUCGCAGCAACCCAGCUUACUCCUGCCAUCAAGGAAGUGGCCGCACUCGCGCAGCAGCUGGUAGCCAGCGGACAGACGGGUAGAGCUGCGACUGCUGCCGCCAGGGCUGCUCAACUUGAGGCUCUUGCAGGGGAGCAACAAGCUUCAGAGCGCGAAGGCGGUGGAGACAUUUUGGUGGAUUUGUUGCACAUGCAAAAGCACAGGAGGGCCAGAGGGAUACAGCUCCUCACCAAGGCUGCAUCGGCUGGGAAACUAUGUCCUAAUACAUUGAAGCACUUUUGCGUGCCCCUUGCCAUAUGGGCAAUAUUGCAAGACAGUGAUGCUGGAGGCCAGGUGGGAAAGCAAAAAGGCUCGAAGGCAUCGUCUCAACACUUCAAAGGCCGCACCGAGGCGUUUAGCCAGCAGAUGGCCGACCAUGGAGUGGCUUGUCUGGCAAAGUGUUGUACUCAACUGCCUCUGAAAAUUUGCAUACAAACAUUGAGGCAACUUGUCACACACCUAGGGAAGACGCCUCAGCGCGAGGCAUUUAUACAUCGCGCGAUUGCAGCUACCCUCAAGGCGUUUCCUUUUGGCCUUACCGACGCAGUACAUCAGACACUAGCGCAACCUCGAAUCACAGAUGAACAGAGACAGGGAAAUACAAACAAGUGUCUCGCAAGUGUCUGUGGAUCAAAAGAAAUGGAAGCUUUGGUUCAAGAUACAAAGCAAAUCCAGCAGCCGGAAGCAGAUGUACCGAGUGGGACGGGACGAAAGGAAGUGGGAAGUAGCGAAGAUACAGUUGACGAUGGCAGCACGUUGGAUCAGAUCAACGCAUCCUCGAUGACUGCCCAAAUGAGGAAGGAAAAGGUGGAAAGCUGCAUCCGGCAAGAGCUGCUCCCAAUGCUUUAUCCCCUUGCCUUUGGCAGCAAAGUCAGGCGAGUGGCUGCAAAGCAGGAAUCUACUGAUGAGCCGGGGAAAGUGCUCGAGGGCAAGGAGAGCAAGAAGUACGAAAAUCCAGUGGUGCGUACAGAGCUUGUUGCCGUUCUCGCCCUCCUUGCGCGGAUGCUACCGCCAACCGAAUUUCACUUGCAGCUACCACGACUUGUUCGUACAAUUACCUUCGCUCUACGGUCACGGGAACGUAGUGCUCGCCGGGAGGCUCGCAUGGCUUUGACUCGUCUAGCAGUCGAUCUAGGGGCUCCCUACUUCACAUACCUUGUGACGGAGAUACAGAGAAUGCUGGGUCCUAAAAGCGAGAGAAGCGCAGAGGCAGAUCAACAGAGCUUUCUACGGCCUGUAUUGCUGUAUACACUUCAUGCAAUGCUUAGCGCCUUGCAACAGCAGCAGCCUACACUGUCAGGCACUCCUGUGCUGCAAGCAGCAGCGGAAGCAGCCACCAUUGACGGAACGCGAUUCGUCCAGCCCUUCGAGGCCGCAGUCCCACUUUUGCUGCCUCUCAUUGCAGAAGAGGUGAACCGCGUGGCAGAUCCUGACCGCCUUGAUCAAGAAGAAGGCCGCCGUGCAUUCGCCAGGCAAGUUGAUGAAGAUGACGUCGGCGGCCUUUCCGCAUCUUCUAUUGCGAAAAUUAGUGACGUUAGCACACACGCUAAAGUAGAAGAGGCCCAGACGCUUAAAGGGCCUGCCAUGUUGCUACUGCUAACACAGAGCAGCAGCAUCAAGUGCCUUACAGACCAGCUGCUUCCCUUCGUGCUGGGUCUACUCACCGGAGUCUCUUGCAAACGUGAAGGAUGGAGUCGUUCAGCGGCUUUUUCCAGCAAAUAUGUUAAUCGGACUGAGGACUUGCUGCUGCAUUUCGUAUAUGGCUUAAGCCGUAACAAGGAGAUAUCUUUAGAGCGAAAGCUGCGGACAGCCAAGCAGCUCCUCAUCCUCACGGUGGCCACUCUGCAGUUUCCGCUGCUGCAUCCUAUUUUACAGAGCGAGCGUGGACUCGGCGAGUCGCUCUAUCUGCUCUCAAGGCAGCAACUGUUGCUGCUUAAUCGUAAAGGGCAUGCAAAGAGGCGCAAAGGAAACAACAGCGCCAAGGAGUCGCAGGCUUGUGUGGAGACACCCACAGCACCCAUGCAGUGCGAGUCUCAAGACGGUGGGCAGCAGAUGCCGCUAACCUUAUCGCCUUCUCAUGAAGAGGAUUUGCUAGCCCUGCGCCUUUUGCUAUUCCCGGAAAGGAAAGGCGAAGAGACAGAAGAAGAAACAAGCUUCACCGCUGAGCAGACAGAUUCCCCUCCAGUCUACGGUAGGUGGGAAGGCCUGGCUGCACAGAGCAGCAGGAAGCUGCUAAUAUCGUUGCUAAAGAAUAGUAAGGAACGCAGCAUGAGCUUACAACCUGGCGCGAUCAUAGGACGCUCACUCGCCCAAGCAACUCGUAGUAGACCUCAAGGAGCAGUAGGCCUCGAGCUGUCGACACAGUCCUCUCUGCUGGGGACAGCAGCCCUCCGUCUUCUUCAUUUAUCACUCAAGACAGCGAAGAUGCCACUGCGAAAUAUGAGGGAAAAACAGACCGGGCAGGUCACACAGUCGAAGGCAGCCACAUUGGUUGGACAAAAUUUUGAUGCGCGCGCUCUGCGCUCUUGCAUGGAGCAGCUCGAUGAGCUUGCAGUGAAGGUAGUUUGUUGUUUCAGCUGCAAAUCGACUAAGCUGGUUUCAUGGGGAGCCCGCUGUUUGUUAGAGUUAAUCUCCUUGCGCCUACCUCGACUUGAAAGCCGUGGUGCCCUGGUAGCUUACCUGACGAUGCGAAUUUUUCAUUCUUGCGGUAGCGGGAGCGGUGUGCAAGUAAAUUAUCAUUAUACGGCUCGUUCAGAGCUUCUUCCCAUCUGCACGAAGCUCCUGGCAACCUUGCUGCUACAGCCGCAGGCUUCUAAAUGGAUGGACACGGCGCUGAACCCGUCGCAACAUAUUGGUGGGGACAUACUGAGGUCCCUCUUGCGAGAGCAGCUCCGCAUACUGCCGUGGAGGCCUCAAGACCAGCAGCAGCGACGGCUGCACGAAGAGCAUCAGCCGCCACACAGGGAAUGGGCACUUACUGCAGCGCCUCAUGCAGAUGUCAGCUUUAGUGUGGACGCAGUCGUGACUGAGGAGCAGGUACAGGCUGCUGGACAAUUUUUUCUCAAGGAAGCUCUUCUCGCCCACAUUUCUUCUUCUUUAGAGGAUAGUCAAUUGCAGCUUUGUGCCCUCUUCCUCUUCAAACGUGUAGUAUUACAGCACUACAAAGACGUUGCAGGUGAGGCUGCUCGGCGGGCUUUGGAGGAGUCAAGGCAGGCAGCGGGGGAAAUGGACACAAAAUCUCUUCGCAAAAAUGCGCAGAAAAAGCGGCGGCGAGACGCUGAAGUUGCGGAGCGGGGAGACAAUUCGGCGGGGAAAGUCAAAACUGCAACAGUUGAGUUGUUGCCUCUUGUAUACGAGUGUGUUGAUCGCGUAGCAAGGGUCAUGGUGCAGCACGCGACCUCAUCAGGUAUCAGCCAGAAACUGUCAAACAUCUGUGCGGACGUUUAUGUUUCGUUCCUUCUCAAUUUUCCUAUGACUCCUAAGCUCCAGCAAAGGCGAGUUUUUUUUCUUCUUCAACAACAGAAGUUCUCCGACGUCUACGGCAGACGUGCAGCCAUUGGUGCCCUUCUGAAAGUAGUGCGACGAUUUCCUGCAGAGCUCUUUAUGGAGCGCUACGGGCAGGUAGCGGUUUUGACAUGCUGCUCAACACUGGCAACCGAGACGGACCAAGUUGCCCACAAGCUACUACAGCAAGUCGUAAGGGAGAUUCUGCAGCUAGUUGAAGUGGCGGAUGAUCCAACGUCACACCUCCAGGUCUAUCUCGAAACUGUAUCUAGGGUUUUCUUGCUUUCCCGAAUUCGGCACUUGAUGGCCCUUCUUGAGUUCCUGAGCGUCUUUGUGCCACAUAUUGGCAAAAGUAUAAGUCGAAAAUGCCUUGCUCACUUCAUGCCGGCAGUGCUGCAGCUUCUUUGCGCUGUGUUCCACACAGCCGCAGACGGUACUCAUGCUCCAGAUUCCUUGAUAGACUGGCGUUUACUAUACAAAAUAAUACAAGUGGUUGAACAAAUUUUUGCAGUUGGUGGUCUCCAUUUAAUGGAAAAUGCUUUCGGGAAGGCUGCGCAGAUCUGGCAGAAGUCCGGCACAGAGGGAUUGCGUAGACUGACUGCAGCAGGAGCAGAUAAUGCUGUGGAGAGGGACCCUAAGGUUCUUGAGAGGCGUGGAUUAGAGGAAUUCAUAACCACCUUCGACAUUUGGGUGCCACACAGUAGCGACCGACCAAAGAGCUCUAAAGCCACUCUCGAAGAUCAUCAACCCAAUCUGCCCCAGCAGCAAAUUGUUGCGGGGCUGCAUGCAGCGCAGCUCUGGAAGGAGCUGGCUGGAACGUGCUUACGGCAUGAAAACGCAUGGGUGCGCUGCGCGGCGCUGCGGUGUGUAGGCCAGUACUUGCUGCAAACGCCAUUUGCAGCUUGGCGUCGUGCUGUUGUUCCUUUGCUUGCCUUCCUUAAACUGGGGAGGAGCAGCCAGUGCGCGGAGCGACCCAGUCCUGCAAAUCAGACUAAUCCGUUGACGGAUUUGGGCUUGGCAUUAGCGAAGCACUUUGGCAAAGACAGCAUGCUAGAGAGACACCCAUCUGCUGUGCCUUUUGCGAUCGCUGCUCUCAUGGGUUGGGCCCAGCUUGCUUACAGCUCCCCUGAACUGAUACCGGUCAACAGUAAACCACGGAGAACUCAAACAGGUGUUUCAAAACGCGAGGAGGAAGUGGAUAGGCAAAAUUGCUCUGACGCUCUUUCAGAUUACCAUGUACAAAUGGCCGACUCAGAACCCCUCAAACGCAUCCGAAGUGCAGAGGCGUGUCCUGAGCAAGUACUGGAGUGUCCAUCAGCGGUUUGCGGCACCAUAGAUACAGCAGCAAAGGUCACAUGCUCUCCGAACGGCACAGAGCUUGCCUGCUCCCGGGGAGAAAGUGAUGAGGAACAGACAAGGAAUGAUGUUAAGGAAAAUGCACUUGAGACACUUGUCCCUCAUGGCGUCGUCUCAGAUCACGAAGAUCACGAGACACUGAAGGGAGAAUCAAAGAAAGAGAACUCGCUACCUGAUAGUGACGGUGAACAAGAGUUGGAGGAAGCGGAUACCGGCGAGACUGACGAAAUGGUAUUAAAUGAAAUGCAACUGGAAGCAUCGCGGGAUGACAAGGAGACGUCUGUUACAGCAGGACGGCCUGUCCCAUCGUUUCCUGUGCCGAUCAGUUCCUGGAAAACAUCCAAAUCUAAUAGUGGAGAGAUGGUUGCAGACCGCUGCCACGAAGCAGGCACACUGCAUCCUCUGGUGUUCCUUGUAUCUGGGCUCAGCCGUUGGCUUCGCAUACACUUGGGUCGGUUGGGUUACAGUGGUAACAGCUUACGGGAGGCAAAAAAUCCGCAAGGUACAGUAGUGCGCGUUGCAGGGAUUCUGACUUUCUUCGGCUCUCUGGUUAAGCUGCUGCCCCUCGCCGAGCUCCCUGAUGACUCCAACGCAGGAAAAUUAGCAGCAGCAAAGGGCGAAGUGGUUCACGAAGUGCUGCGGCAUGUUUUCGAUGUGGCGUACCGCUGUUCGACGCUCCACUCUGAACUCGUAGCGGACUCAGUGCUAGCGCAGCUGGUAGAAGUCGAAAUGGAAAGCAUGGAAGAGGGUGCUAAAGAGAAAACCGCAGGCGCCUAUCUGUCGAAGAACAACCAGAGUGUCUGGGAGUCACUUCGCUCGUUAGAUCCGUUAAGGCAGUUGGGUGAAGUUGCAACGGGAGGAUCGACAUUGCUGAGGAAGAUGGAGCGGCUCCUAAGGAGCGCCGGACACCAGGAAACAUACCGCAUACUGUUAACAAACACACGGCAGAACGUCUCCUCAAAGCGAGUGAUGCGGAAGCUUAAGGUACAGCAAAAGUUCCUAGAAAAUCCGCAGGCCUAUGCUCAGCGCAAGCGCCGAAGGAACAAAGCCAAAGUUCUCCAAAGAAAGACACGCCUGAGAGAGACCAUCUUCAGGCGUCGAGGGUACGUUAAACGAAAGCGGCGUGCAGAGUGA
Molecule: messenger RNA, 14787 nt
Organism: Eimeria necatrix
Lineage: Eukaryota; Apicomplexa; Conoidasida; Eucoccidiorida; Eimeriidae
Exons: 15
Coding region: 1-14787 (4928 amino acids)
Cellular component (GO): nucleolus; small-subunit processome; 90S preribosome
Source: RefSeq, a predicted model, not a curated record